CGGCAUCUUUUACUUGGACUUACUCUGGGCCAGAGAAGACCUACCCUGAUUAGCUGGUAUCAUUAGCUCGAUUAGCUUCAGCUUAGCAUAGCAACGGAAAUGGUGAUCUUUUCCGGUAGGCCUACGAAAGGCAACUGCAGCUAAAUAGGACUCUGGAGCAGUGUUUGUGGAAAAGACAUUUUGAUUUUUUUUUCUUGGCAGGGGUAGUUGUGACUGAGAGUAGAGUAUGUCUGUAUUAUGAGAGAAUCUGGGUGUGUGUGGGAAUUAAUAUAACAGAAGGUUAGCGAACAGUUCUAUACAGUGCUGUAUGUGUGAUAGAUGGAUACACAGACAGACAGGCAGACAGACAAAUGACUUGGGGAGAUCGAAGGGCCUAUAGGAGUGCUGGAUUUGAGGUUCCCUGUCCUCGAAUGGACAAGGAGAGAAAUUAACAGACGGACGAGAGCAGACAAAAAAGAUGAAGGAGACUCUUCUUUGGCUAGUUUGUUGCUCAUGUCUCCUCGCACUCGUAGGUGCUUCAGAGACAGAGCGCCGCCUGCUGCAGAAGAUCUUCACGGGCUACAACCUGAAGGUGCGGCCGGCAGAGUCAUGGGGCGACAGGGUGAUGGUCAGGAUAGGCAUGACCCUGGUUCAACUCAUUGGGCUGAAUGAGAAGAAUGGUGAGAUGACAACUAAUGUGUUCAUGAAUCUGGCAUGGACAGACUACAGGUUGUCUUGGAACCCAGAGGAGUAUGACAACAUAGAUGUCCUGCGAAUACCCCCAAACAAGGUGUGGCGUCCAGACGUAUACCUUAUCAACAACAACGAUGGGCAGUUUGAUGUUGCUCUGUAUGUGAAUGUGCUGGUGAGCCAUACUGGAGAGGUGUCAUGGCUGCCCCCUGCUAUCUACCGCAGCAGUUGCUCCAUAGAGGUGGCAUACUUCCCGUUUGACUGGCAGAACUGUUCCAUGGUUUUCCGAUCGUACACAUACGAUGCUUCAGAGGUGGACUUGCAGUACGGACUGGAUGAGAACGGUAGUGAGAUACAUGAGGCCGUUAUCGACGAAAAUGCUUUCACGGAGAACGGAGAAUGGCAGAUCUGCCACAGGCCUUCGAGGAAGAACACUGGGGAGGACCUGUAUGAGGACAUCACCUUCUACCUCAUUAUCGAGAGGAAGCCACUGUUCUACAUCAUCAACAUCAUCAUGCCCUGUAUCCUCACCAGUGUGCUGGCCAUAUUCGUCUUCUACCUGCCACCAGGAGCUGGAGAGAAGAUGACUCUGUCCAUAUCCGUCCUCAUCGCCCUGACUGUCUUCAUGCUCCUGCUGGCCGACAGGGUCCCGGAGACGUCGCUGGCAAUCCCCAUCAUCGUCAACUACGUCAUGUUUACCAUGAUCCUGGUGACAUUCUCAGUCAUCCUCAGCGUGGUGGUGCUCAACCUUCACCAUCGGACGCCAAGCACACACAUCAUGCCCCUGUGGGUGCGAAAGGUCUUCAUCCACUUCCUACCCAAGUACAUUGGCAUGCAGAGGCCACACCCAGAAGAACCACUGGAGGAGGAGCCAAGAGAAGACACACCUCCUUCCUAUAUGGAGAGCAGGAGGCCAGGCGGUGAAUACUUUGUGCGGAAGAUCGACCCCGAAUUAGUGCCACCAUGGAGAGGAAGUGGCAGUACAGUGCAGCUGCAGAGAUACUAUGACAGUGACAGCUACUGUCUGAUCCUCCCUCCCAACCUGAAGUCUGCCAUCGCCGCCGUCACGUACAUGGCCGAACAACUGAAGAAACAGGACGUAGAUGACACGAUGACUGAUGAUUGGCAGUAUAUCGCGUUGGUGGUGGACCGCCUCUUCCUCUGGCUCUUCGUCAUCAUCACCACGCUGGGCACCCUGGCCAUGUUCCUGGACGCCAGCUUCAACUACACCCCCGACAACCCCUUCCCCUAGGAGACAGGGGCAUUCUGGAACCAUCUGUAACCAGGAUGCAGACAUUCUAGAACUCUCCAGAUGCAAGCAACUACAACCCCUUCCCCUAGGAGACAGGGGCAUUCUAAAACACUCCGUAACCAGAAACCAGACAUUCUAGAACUCUCCAGACGCAAGCAACCACAACCACUUCCCCUAGGCGACAAGGGCCUUCUAGAACACUCUGUAACCAGGAACCAUACGUUCUAGAACUCUCCAGAAGCAAGCAACCACAACCACUUCCCCUAGGCGACAGGGAAAUUUUAGAACAAUCUGGAACAAGGCCCCAGACGUUGUAGAACUCUCCGGAAGCACAGCUACCCCGUAGUUACAUUGUAGAACCCUCUGGAAGCAGAUGUUCUCCUGACAUUAAGCAACAACAACUUUUUCCUUUAGGAGACAGUGCAUUCUAGAACCCCAUGUUGGAACCAUGCCACAGACUGUCUAUGACUGCUUCUACAAGUCUCAACCCUAACCCUGACUGCCCGUUCCCCUAAGACACCCCAUGGGACAUUUUCUCUCUCUAGAUUCAUCUGGAACCAGGCAUUGUUUAGACAUUCUAAAACCCUCCACAUACAAGCUCCAAAACACAAUGCACAAUCCAGGAAAAUGGCACAACAUUCCCGAUUAUUUUACUCAUCAGAAACAACCCUAGUAACCCCUUCCCCUAGGAGACAGGGCAAUCUGAAAGCGGGCACCAGAUAAUCUAGAAGCCUACAGCCACACGUUUUAGCAGCAAUACUCAAAACAUUUUUCCAUUGGAGUGCUUUGCAAGUCUUCACAGAUGUUUCUACUUUUGAGAAUAUUCAAGACAAUACCUUCCUGAUAGACACAUUUACUCUUUUAUCUGUGACAAAAUCUCCUGCGUUCCAGAACCCUUCAUAUUCCUGAUCUUUAAAAAUGAGAACUAUAAUCCUCCUGAUAGUCUGACU
Messenger RNA from Engraulis encrasicolus (European anchovy), 2871 nucleotides. It is a transcript of the gene chrnb1l, whose product is annotated as cholinergic receptor, nicotinic, beta 1 (muscle) like. Gene Ontology annotation, cellular component: neuron projection; postsynaptic membrane; synapse. The record is from RefSeq and is a predicted model, not a curated record. Gene Ontology annotation, biological process: signal transduction; regulation of membrane potential; monoatomic ion transmembrane transport. NCBI's taxonomy places the organism in Eukaryota, Metazoa, Chordata, Actinopteri, Clupeiformes, Engraulidae. Gene Ontology annotation, molecular function: transmembrane signaling receptor activity; acetylcholine-gated monoatomic cation-selective channel activity. The transcript is spliced from 11 exons. The coding region runs from base 458 to 1921 and encodes 487 amino acids.